AUGAAUAAUUUUCAUCGGAGAUUAGAAUCAAUUAGAAAACGUGUAUUCAUUAUGGAAGAAUCAUCGUCGAAUAAAUCCAUUGUUAAAAAACGACAAUCAUCACCAAUAUCAACUAAAUGUCAGAUUUGUGGAGCUCCAGCUAUAUAUUCAUUUUAUAGUGUUAUAUCAUGUAAUCCAUAUAAAAUAUUUUUCAAACGAAAUGCUCAUCAAGGACAGGCCAAUUGA
Molecule: messenger RNA, 225 nt
Organism: Rotaria sordida
Lineage: Eukaryota; Metazoa; Rotifera; Eurotatoria; Philodinida; Philodinidae
Source: the annotation of a GenBank genome assembly